Molecule: messenger RNA, 1444 nt
Organism: Eruca vesicaria subsp. sativa (arugula)
Lineage: Eukaryota; Viridiplantae; Streptophyta; Magnoliopsida; Brassicales; Brassicaceae
Source: the annotation of a GenBank genome assembly
CUUGCUUCUUUUUAUACUUUGUCCGAAAGGAAAAAAAAAAAGAAAAAUCCUCAAACCGGAGAAAAUUCCGACAAAAACUUCAGCAAAAGCAAAACGGUGAUUGUUUCUACAGCGAUGAAGUAACUAUGGGUUUCUUCGGACGUCUUUUUGGUAGUAAGAAGCAGGAGAAAACAACACAUACGAAGACCAAGAGUAAAAAAUGGAGCUUCACCACCAGAUCCUCAAAUCCGGCGUCGUCUUCUCAUCCAAGCAAGAGACGCACAGAUGAAGAAAUCUUGGACCCUAACAAGCAUGCAAUUGCCGUCGCUGCUGCCACCGCCGCGGUGGCUGAGGCGGCACUAGCGGCUGCUCAUGCGGCGGCGGAGGUCGUGAGACUCACCGGAAGAGGUGGCGGUAGAACCUCGUCGGUUGCUCAAAAUAAUCGGGAUAAUCGCCGGUUGGUGAAAGAGUAUGUUGCGGCGGUGAAGAUUCAAUCAGCUUUCCGUGGCUACUUGGCGAGGAGGGCGUUGAGAGCAUUGAAGGCGUUAGUGAAGCUCCAAGCAUUAGUGAAAGGACACAUAGUGAGGAAACAAACAGCUGAUAUGCUGCGUCGGAUGCAAACACUGGUUAGGCUCCAAGCUCGAGCAAGAGCAUCACGUUCUUCACAUGUUCCUCCCUCUCCACAUUCUCUCCACGCACGAUGUGUUUCAGAGGCUGAAUACAGCAAAGUCAUUGCCAUGGACCACCACCGUUCCCAGCUAAGUUCAAGCCGGUUAUUAGAUCAAUGGAGGACAGAUGAAUCUCUAAGGAACGCAUCACAGUACAGUGAAGACAAUGACAAGAUCCUAGAAGUCGACACUUGGAAGCCUCACUUCACUUCCUACCACAAGGAGUCACCAAGUAAAAGAGGAUCUCUUACUACAAGUCCACAAGUAAGGUCAAGACCAGGAAGCAGUGGCAGUUCAAGGAGAAGAACACCGUUCACGCCUACAAGAAGCGAGUAUGAGUACUACUCUGGGUAUUACCCUAACUACAUGGCUAACACUGAGUCUUACAGAGCGAAAGUCCGGUCACAAAGUGCACCAAGACAGAGGCUUCACGAGUUGUCUUCAGAGAGUGGAUACAAGAGGUCGGUUCAGGGACAGUAUUACUACUACACAGCUGCUGCAGAGCGAUCGUUUGAUCAACGUUCAGAUAAGACGACGUAUUCUUCUUCAUAUCUCAGUUCAGAUCCUAAUUUGUUUUAAUGGUUUGAAGGAAUGUGUAAAUCAGAUACCGACAUACAAGUACAGACAGAGAUCAAUCUCUGUGUCUGUGAUUUUCUUUUGACUAGAUCCUACGGUACAGAUCUCGUACCAACAGGCUACUGUCUUUGGAUAGGGGUCCACGUUUGUCUGGUUAAAGAAAACUUCAAUAAUUUGUUGUGAUGUCAAGUCACAAGUUUGAUCAAAUGAAGGAUAGCCAC